CAACUGCGCCGAUUGGUGAGAAGGACGGUCAAGGCGCUGUCGCUCAGUCUCCUUACAGCCAGUUAGAAUCGUACAACAAGGCUGGUAGGCGGGGCAAAUCAGGAACGGAAAAGAAAGAAACCCAAAUAUUUGGAAUUUUUUUUAAUAUUUCCCCCAUUUGAACUUUUCCCGGAGGGGGGGGAUAAGUUUCCACCAGAAAUGAAAAAUAAGCAAAUAAACGGUUGGGGGGGGGGGGGAGGGCACCAACAUUCCCGAGGAGAAUGACUCUCCCACCAUAGAGCCGGCACUCCUAGACAGGGCGGAAGAGAAACCCGUGGGGAAGUGGGCGUGGCCUGGGGUGGGGCUUAUACUUGGCAGUCUGGAGAAGUGCGUGCUCGACUCCAAGCGGUGGAAGGAAAACAAGACAACAUGCCUCUGGCCAGAGACUUAAAUCACCCGUCCUUAGAGGAUGAGAAGAGGAAACACAAAAAGAAACGCCUGGUACAGAGCCCGAAUUCCUACUUCAUGGAUGUCAAGUGUCCAGGAUGCUACAAGAUCACCACGGUGUUCAGCCACGCCCAGAUGGUGGUUCCGUGCCUCGGAUGCUCAACCGUCCUGUGCCAGCCGACGGGAGGCAAAGCCAGACUCACAGAAGGUUGCUCGUUCAGGAGAAAGCAGCACUGAAUCCCUUUGCUGCUGCCUUUGCCACGGAAGCCUUACGGAUCUGACCACACCGCGGCGGAAACUGAGCAAGUCAAUUCUGUUUCGCUUGGCGAACAAACAAAAAAUAAUCAGCAAAGGUGGACCUCGUCUUGUAUGCAGAUUUCCACCUCCCCCCUGGUGUGUCAAGGGGUAACUGAGCUCUUUGAUUGUGGGCUAUUAAUUGCAGAAAUAGGGGCUAUUAAUUGCAAAGAUGAAUUGAACAUA
Messenger RNA from Heteronotia binoei (common prickly gecko), 906 nucleotides. RefSeq names its product ribosomal protein S27 like (gene RPS27L). Gene Ontology annotation, biological process: ribosomal small subunit assembly; translation. Lineage: Eukaryota; Metazoa; Chordata; Lepidosauria; Squamata; Gekkonidae. The transcript is spliced from 4 exons. Gene Ontology annotation, molecular function: RNA binding; structural constituent of ribosome. The coding region runs from base 409 to 663 and encodes 84 amino acids. Gene Ontology annotation, cellular component: ribosome; cytosolic small ribosomal subunit. The record is from RefSeq and is a predicted model, not a curated record.